This is a messenger RNA of Acytostelium subglobosum LB1, 2427 nucleotides long. RefSeq lists its product as hypothetical. The transcript has 2 exons. Gene Ontology annotation, cellular component: extracellular region. Lineage: Eukaryota; Evosea; Eumycetozoa; Acytosteliales; Acytosteliaceae. Gene Ontology annotation, biological process: carbohydrate metabolic process. Gene Ontology annotation, molecular function: carbohydrate binding; lyase activity. The coding region runs from base 1 to 2427 and encodes 808 amino acids. The record is from RefSeq and is a predicted model, not a curated record.
AUGAUGGCGACAGCCACGGCACAAUCCGAUAACUUUUAUACAUUGCAACAAAGAUACUUUGAUUAUUAUGUUGCCCAAGUCAACUCUUCAACUGUGUCCCAAGUGCAACAGUUGAUGUCCAACAUUCAGGCCGAUGGAAGCUGGUCCAAUGUCAACUACCAAGACACCAACGCCAUCCAGUGGCAGCCAUUGGUACACGUCAACAACUUCCUGUCGAUGGCCGCCGUCUACUCGGCCGACCACCCCGGCAACAACCUGCAUCAGAGCGACGACCUGCUCAACAAGACCCUGCUGGCCCUCGACUUUUGGCUGGCCAACUCCACCGGCUUCUCCUCGUCCAACUGGAUCCACACGGAGCUCUCGCCCUCCGUGCCCCUCAGUGCCGGAUGUUUCCUGCUGGCCAACCAAACACAUUUGAAUGAGACCCGUCGCGACCUUUUGUUGCCAAUCCUAAACAAGGCUGCAUUGGGCAAUGGAACAUUCCAAGGUGCAAUCAAAGUGCUCGUUGCCAAGAUCAAUGUGCUCAAGUCAUUCAUCAUCCAAGACGAAUCAGUCACCUCUGCCGCCUUUGUAGUAGCCUGGAGCACCCUCACCUACACCGCCGGCAAUACCGAUGGCAUCAAGAUUGAUGGUAGCUUCUUCCAAGGUGAUCCAUUGGUAGUCAAUGGAUACCAUGGCGCUUCAUACUUGAAUGAUGUUCUCACAAUGAUCGUGUUGACGGAUAAUACUUCUUUUGUUGCCGGUAAUGCUGGCCAGGAGGUAUUCGCUACCAUGGCCCUUCAGGGCUCGCAGUGGAUGUCAUACUCUCUCAAUGGUGGCACGUUCUGGCAUUCACAGGUGGUGAGCUUUGCCUUGGGCAUCCCAGAUGGCACCCUGUUCAGUGGCAUCGACCCCAACCUCUUCUGGCAGUCACCCUUGAAGAACUCUGAGUUCCAAGUGUGGGGCAGCCGUAUCAACGGCACCAACACCCUGCUCCCAAGUGGCAACCGUCAGUUCUGGUACAGUGACCUUGUCGUGCAUGCUCGCCAGAACUACAUGGCCAGCUUGCGAUUCACAUCAAAGCGCACAAUCAACUCCCAGUGUCAGUUGGGCAACGGCUACACCACCCAGAAGAUCGCCGAUGGCUCGUUCCUGCUAAUUGUCGAUGGCAGCGAGUACUUCAACAUCUAUCCCUUGUGGGACUGGCAGAGGAUUCCGGGCAUCACCUCCGAGGUCAACGACACCCAGGUCGCCUGUAGCGCUGUGCGUGCUGUCGGCACCACCAAGUUUGACGGCUCACUCUCUGAUGGAGAUUAUGGCAUUGCCGCCAUGGACCUUGCACCCACCUACUCCACCGUGCGCGGCAAGAAGGCUUGGUUCAUGUUUGACGACCAGAUCGUGUUCCUCGGCACCAACAUCACCAACACACUCAACACGGCCACAUUGCUCACUUCGAUCGAGCAGAAGUUCGAUGGAGGCAACAACAUAUUCACAAGCAAUAACUCGGCCAGUCCAUUGCCAAAGGGCGGCAUCAACACGUUCACCAAUGUGUCUUGGGUCCACCAUGGCCAGGUAGGCAUCCUCUUCCCAGACGUCUACAACAAGACCAAUGCGGCCCCAGUUACCGUCAACGUGGGCACACAGGGCAAGGGCGCAUCGUGGCAGUACGUCGGCACCGACUCCAAGGGCACCAAUGGAGACAUCUACAGCGUCUACCUCAGCCACACUGCUGGUGGCGCAGUCCAGAACCAGUACCAAUACAUAAUGUUCCCCAACAUGAUGUACAACACCUUCACCUCGCAACUGGAUACGCUGGCCAAGUUGAUCACAGUCAUUCGUAAUGAUGACUCUGUGCAGGCCGUCGCACAUAGGACACUCAACAAUCUUCAGAUGGUCUUCUGGAAGCCUCAACAGACCGUGACCACACCCUAUGGCUUCAAGGUGACCUCGCAGUUCCCAAUCUUGAUCCAAGUGCUCAUGAUCAAUGAGACCAACUACGACAUCACAGUGAGUGAUCCAACACAAUUGUUGGCAUCCAACAUUGUUGUGUUCCAAUACCUGGAGCUCAAGGGUGACUUCUGUGUGUUUGACAAGGCGACCAACUACUCGACGGUCACCUUCUCAUUGCCAUCGGGCAAGUUUGUAGGAUCAUCGAUCAAGAAGCAUUAUCUGGUGUUGAGUCAUCCAGUGCCACCAGUGUCAACAACAGGAGCAAACCCAACUAUUGGCACAUCGACAACAGCCGAUGGCACAAUGACCACCUCAACAACAGCCGAUGGCACAACAACUGGAUUAACUACGGGAACAACCACUGGCACUACCACUGGCAGCACAACCUCGCCAUCAGACUCGACCACAACAGAAAAAACAACGUCCAGCACUGAUCGCCUCAUUCCGGGCAUGGUGGUCAUUUGUAUCCUCAUGGUCAUUAGUCUUCUUACCUUGUAA